Siniperca chuatsi (mandarin fish) is the source of this 3199-nucleotide messenger RNA. RefSeq names its product ras homolog gene family, member Gd (gene rhogd). NCBI's taxonomy places the organism in Eukaryota, Metazoa, Chordata, Actinopteri, Centrarchiformes, Sinipercidae. The record is from RefSeq and is a predicted model, not a curated record. Gene Ontology annotation, biological process: regulation of actin cytoskeleton organization; small GTPase-mediated signal transduction; establishment or maintenance of cell polarity. The transcript is spliced from 2 exons. Gene Ontology annotation, molecular function: GTP binding; GTPase activity; protein kinase binding. The coding region runs from base 186 to 761 and encodes 191 amino acids. Gene Ontology annotation, cellular component: cytoplasmic vesicle; plasma membrane; cell projection.
ACGCCAUCUAGUGUCGCACAAACGACUGUCAUAAAAUAAAACUACAACUACCAGUGUGCAUUGUUUCCGUACGUCGAUUUUUACGUAAUGGACAGCUCCCCGGAUGCGGCUGUGAUUGACUAUACCAGGCAAAAAGAGAUCGAAAGCCAAGUGGCGGUGCUGCAGCCCCAGUGGUCGUAGGCAGGAUGCAGACCAUAAAGUGUGUGGUGGUGGGUGACGGGGCAGUGGGUAAAACCUGCCUACUCAUCUCUUAUACCACCAAUGCCUUCCCCGAAGAGUACAUUCCCACAGUGUUUGACAACUACAGCGCUCAGAUGAGCGUAGAUGGCCGCACUGUCAGCCUCAACUUGUGGGACACAGCAGGCCAGGAGGAGUAUGACCGCCUGCGCACUCUCUCCUAUCCCCAGACCAAUGUUUUCAUCAUCUGUUUUUCCAUUGGCAGCCCCUCCUCCCAUGCCAAUGUCAGGCACAAGUGGCACCCAGAGGUGUCUCACCACUGCCCCAACGUGCCCAUCCUGCUGGUGGGCACCAAGAGAGACCUGAGGGGCGAUGCAGAAACAGUGAAGAAGCUGAAGGAGCAGGGCCUGGCCCCUACCACCCAGCCGCAGGGCAACGCCCUGGCCAAGCAGAUUGGGGCUGUUAAAUAUAUGGAGUGUUCUGCUCUGCUGCAGGAUGGUGUCAGGGAGGUGUUUGCUGAAGCUGUGAGGGCAGUGUUGUAUCCAGUCAUGAAAAAGAACCCCAAGAAGUGUGUGCUGUUGUAAUAAAUGGUUCCCAGAUUUGGACUUUGGAGAGGGAUGAUGGAGAUCCACAGAUGCAAAGGAAGGCUGAGGAACGAAGGUCAUCAUCUGGCUGCCUCCAUACCACCUCCAGCAGUUUAGACUUUGUUUUCAGCUCCUCUGUUACUCCUCUCUUCCUUAUUCAUCUCCUGGAGGAUUUCACUCUGUUGCCAUCUUCACCAAAGUGACUAUGCCAAAAUGGGGGCAACAGGCCGUAUCUCCUCUAUUUUUCUUACAUUUUAACUUUUGAUAUUUACACUUUUUUCCAAUUUCCAAAAUCUGUUCUAGAUUUAUAGCUUCUCUGCUUUGCCUUAUAAAAUGCUGAUCAUGGUUGUCACAAGCCAUAAUAACAUCCAAACCAACCAACCAAGCUACCCUGUUUGACUGGAGAGAAGAGAUCUGCCUUUGUUCAGGUGGAGAAAUAAUGACUACCUCAUACUCUCACCUAGGUUGCAUCUCAUGAGUCUCAAGCAGCGUCACCAUCAAGAUGCUUUGACUUGCCUAUUUAGAUGUAAAAAACCGCCAAGUAGAGGGGGAAGAAGUUUUAAUUUCAAAAAGCUUGAGUCCAGACAAGGUGUGAUGACUCCUGGACAAAUGCCAGUACCCCUUAACCAAUAUGCACAGAUUAGAGGUUAAACUCGCGAGCUGCAGUUCCCCUUGUGCUCAGUCUGGCAUGUUAGAGCUAUCUGGCAGGCUGCCUUUCCAGCCUCUUGCACUGCUCUCUCACUGCCACGCAUGGAAGAGCCAGUAGGCCUUUGAAGAUAAGCCGGACCCAUUAAAAGCAGCCGACCAUUUGCCCUCUUCAGUAAUAGAGGAGCAGGUAUCAUAAGGCCUCUGCCAAAUUAACCCACACUGGCACAGAGUGUCUUGAGCUGACACAUCAGGAAGUCAGGUUGUAGUACAGCUCUCCUCUGUCUACGUCUUAACUCUUGAGGCUCACACCGAGUGCCGUUAAAACAUGCCUAAGAAUGACUUUUUGACAGGGUGUGGUCAAUGAGACUGUAUUUUGUCUAAUAAUGUUGAAUUUACUCUGUAAAUGUUUUUUUUUUUCCUCAAAUGUUUUUAACCUACGAGUGCGGUUAUGGCCAAAGUUGAAUAUAUUUUUUGUAAUAGCUUAUGUUUAUUUGAUCAGUAAGAUGUUUGUGUGUAAUAGUUAAUACUCAGAUUUGAUAAACCAGAACUCCACAAUGCUCCCCUUGUCAAUUACAUUGUUGUCUUACAUUUAAAGUCAGCAGACUAUGACCACUGACCAUAAUUGAUUCAGUAUAGCAUAUAAUACCAGAAUAUGACUGACUUGUGCUAGGCCAUAUACACUUCUUUUCCUAUAUUGUAUAUGUUAGUGGAAUAUCAUGUCAUCUUUUCAAGAGAAGCACCUUGUUGUUGCUGCCUAGCUAAUUUUUCUACCAUGUAACAGCAGUUUAUCUACAAUAUGGAAGGAGCCUUUUGAUUGGUCAGGUGCCUUAUUUAAACCAGAGACCAAAGCAGUGCUCCCUUGUCAAACACAGAGGUUCUCAUUAUAGUGAUGCAAGUGCCACGAAACCUUUUUAAAAUACAGGUCCAACCAAUUCUGGGUUUCAUUUUUGUAAUUUUUCAGAAGCUUUCUCCCUCAGUUCCUGCCAGUAAACACUCUUCUUGCAGCCCUCUUUGUACGACACAGGUGCAAAACUGACAUCUUUCGUGACAAGCCUGUGUGCAUUUGUGAAACAGAGUGCUCGUCGCCUACAGCUCUUAACAGAUUGUGGUUUACAUCUUUGCAUUGCAUGAUGCAGUGAGGGCAGGGCACAAGCACAACUUGCACAUAGGGUUAGCAAGAGCUGCGUUGGUGGAAUGUGCCUUUUCACAUCUGAAGAUUUUUAUAGUAUUAAUUUUAUAAAAUAUUUUUUUAGUAAGGACUGGUUGCUAAUUUGUGCUUACAGCUGCCAGUAAUACUAGCAACCCUUUUACUAUAGUUAUUUUCAUUGACUCACUCGAGUGGGGUGUAUUAUAAGUCAACCUACAUUGUGGCCUGUGUAAAGUCUAGAAUAACCGAAACGCAACACGAGCAGGAGAUUUUGUGUAACAACAGUAAUGCGGUUUGAGAUCUGCCAAAGGAUGUGUGAAAAUUUCCCAGAUCGGUGUGUGGAGGGUUGAAUGUAAGUGCAUAAUAUGUCAAACUGUCAACUGUGGUGAGUUUUUUGUUUUUUUUUGCCGUGUCCUGAUUUCACUCAGAUAAUGCUGUUGAAGUGGAACAUACACCUGUGGGCUCUCUGUCUGUGUCCCGGAGCUGUAUGCUACCGUGUGCGUGGUACUACGCUUUUACACUGGGAACUUGAUUUGUAGAAAUCUGUUUGUAAUUGUUUUAUAUAUAACAAAAGCAUAUUUGUAUAAAUGAACUAACAGUGAGAUGAUUUUAAAUUAUGCCAAAUAAAAUGGUUAAAACCAGA